Pteronotus mesoamericanus is the source of this 1978-nucleotide messenger RNA. RefSeq names its product polo like kinase 1 (gene PLK1). Gene Ontology annotation, cellular component: centrosome; spindle pole; kinetochore. Gene Ontology annotation, biological process: protein phosphorylation; mitotic spindle organization. Gene Ontology annotation, molecular function: protein binding; ATP binding; protein serine/threonine kinase activity. Lineage: Eukaryota; Metazoa; Chordata; Mammalia; Chiroptera; Mormoopidae. The transcript is spliced from 10 exons. Bases 129 to 1943 code for a protein of 604 amino acids. The record is from RefSeq and is a predicted model, not a curated record.
CCCCGCGGCCAAUCACUGGCGCGUAGGCUUUUGUAACGUUCCCGGCGCCGCGUUUGAAUUCGAGGAGGAGUCCAGCGGUGUCAAACCUCUUCCCAGACCCUGGAGGGCCGCUGAGCAACUCCGGGAAUAUGAGCGCGGCGGCAACAGUAGGGAAGCUGGCGCGGGCACCAGCCGACCCAGGGAAAGCCGGGGGCCCGGGCGCUGCCGCUCCGGGGGCCCCGGCGGCCGCCCCGCCGGGGAAAGAGAUCCCAGAGGUCCUAGUGGACCCACGCAGUCGGCGGCGCUAUUUGCGGGGCCGCUUUCUGGGGAAGGGUGGCUUUGCCAAGUGCUUCGAGAUCUCGGACGCAGACACUAAGGAGGUGUUCGCGGGCAAGAUCGUGCCUAAGUCGCUGCUGCUCAAGCCGCAUCAGAAGGAGAAGAUGUCCAUGGAGAUAUCCAUUCACCGCAGCCUCGCCCACCAGCAUGUCGUAGGCUUCCACGGCUUUUUCGAGGACAGCGACUUCGUGUUCGUGGUGUUGGAGCUCUGCCGCCGGAGAUCUCUCUUAGAGCUGCACAAACGGCGGAAAGCACUGACCGAGCCUGAGGCCCGCUACUACCUGCGGCAGAUCGUCCUUGGCUGCCAGUACCUGCACCGAAACAGGGUCAUUCACCGGGACCUCAAGUUAGGCAACCUCUUCCUGAACGAGGAUCUGGAGGUGAAAAUAGGGGAUUUUGGACUGGCAACCAAAGUUGAAUAUGAUGGGGAACGGAAGAAGACCCUGUGUGGAACUCCUAAUUACAUAGCUCCUGAGGUGCUGAGUAAGAAAGGACACAGUUUCGAGGUGGACGUGUGGUCCAUCGGGUGUAUCAUGUAUACCUUGUUAGUGGGCAAACCACCUUUUGAGACAUCUUGCCUAAAAGAGACCUACCUACGGAUCAAGAAGAAUGAGUACAGUAUUCCCAAGCACAUCAAUCCUGUGGCUGCCUCCCUCAUCCAGAAGAUGCUUCAGACCGAUCCCACUGCCCGCCCCACCAUCCACGAGCUACUCAACGAUGAGUUUUUUACCUCUGGUUAUAUUCCAGCCCGUCUCCCCAUCACGUGCCUCACCAUUCCACCCAGGUUUUCCAUUGCUCCCAGCAGCCUGGACCCCAGCAACCGGAAGCCUCUCUCAGUCCUCAAUAAAGGCACAGAGAACCCCAUACCUGAGCAGCCCCGAGAAAAAGAGGAACCAGCAGUCCGGGAGACCAGUGAGGCAGUGGACUGCCACCUUGGUGACUUGCUGCAGCAACUGCACAGCGUCAAUGCCUCUAAGCCCUCAGAUCGGGGGCUGGUGAGGCAAGAGGAGGCUGAGGAUCCGGCCUGCAUCCCCAUCUUCUGGGUCAGCAAAUGGGUGGACUAUUCGGACAAGUAUGGCCUUGGAUAUCAACUGUGUGACAACAGCGUAGGGGUGCUCUUCAAUGAUUCGACACGCCUUAUCCUCUACAACGAUGGUGACAGCCUGCAGUACAUAGAGCGUGAUGGCACAGAGUCCUACCUCACUGUGAAUUCCCAUCCCAACUCCUUGAUAAAGAAGAUCACCCUCCUUAAGUAUUUCCGAAACUACAUGAGUGAACACUUGCUGAAGGCAGGGGCCAAUAUCACACCACGGGAAGGUGAUGAGCUGGCCCGGCUGCCCUACCUGCGUACCUGGUUUCGCACCCGCAGUGCCAUCAUCCUGCACCUUAGUAAUGGCUCUGUGCAGAUCAACUUCUUCCAGGACCACACCAAACUCAUCCUGUGCCCAUUGAUGGCUGCUGUGACUUAUAUCAACGAGAAGCGGGACUUUCGCACAUACCGCCUGAGCCUCCUGGAGGAAUACGGCUGCUCCAAGGAGCUGGCCAGCCGGCUGCGAUAUGCCCGCACCAUGGUGGACAAGCUGCUGAGCUCACGCUCAGCCACCAAUCGCCUCAAGGCCUCCUCAUAGACCUGUUCCCUCUGGACUGGUGCCCCUAUCCCCUC